AUGGUAGACAAUCAAGCCAAGGACAUCGACAUUGAUCAUAUUAUUGACAAGCUUCUCGAAGUCAGAGGGUACUAUAUUCUCCACCUAACUCAUUCUUAAUUAGAUGCCGCCCAGGAAAGCAAGUCAACCUCACCGAGCAGGAAGUCAGAGGACUUUGUCUAAAAUCUAGAGACAUCUUUAUUAACUAGCCCAUACUUUUAGAGUGAUGUUCACGGACAAUAUUACGAUCUUUUGAGAUUAUUCGAAUAUGGAGGUUUCCCCCCUGAUGCUAACUAUCUCUUCCUAGGAGACUAUGUAGACAGAGGUAAAUAAUCUCUCGAGACUGUUUGCUUACUACUUGCAUACAAAAUUAAAUACCCUGAGAAUUUCUUCUUAUUGAGAGGAAAUCACGAGUGUGCCUCAAUCAACAGAAUCUAUGGUUUCUACGACGAAUGCAAGAGAAGGUACAAUAUCAAGCUUUGGAAGACUUUCACUGACUGCUUUAACUGCCUCCCAAUCGCUGCUAUUAUUGACGAGAAAAUUCUCUGCAUGCACGGAGGUCUCUCACCAGAACUCUCUUCUCUAGAGCAAAUCAAGAGAAUUAUGAGACCAACUGACGUCCCAGACACUGGUCUUCUUUGUGAUCUCCUUUGGUCAGAUCCCGACAAGGAUGUCCAGGGAUGGGGAGAGAAUGACCGUGGAGUAUCAUUCACUUUUGGUCAGGAAAUUGUAUCAGCUUUUAAUAAGAAACACGACAUCGACUUGAUCUGCAGAGCACAUCAGGUAGUAGAGGACGGUUACGAGUUCUUCGCCAAGAGACAACUUGUCACUUUGUUCAGUGCCCCCAACUACUGUGGUGAGUUCGAUAACGCAGGCGCUAUGAUGUCAGUGGAUGAUACCCUCAUGUGCAGUUUUCAGAUACUCAAACCUGCAGAAAAGAAGCAAAAGUUCACCUACGGCGGAAUGGGUGCUGGCAGACCAAUCACUCCUCCUAGAGCCAAAUACUGA
Stylonychia lemnae is the source of this 987-nucleotide messenger RNA. The record is from the annotation of a GenBank genome assembly. Lineage: Eukaryota; Ciliophora; Spirotrichea; Sporadotrichida; Oxytrichidae.